This is a messenger RNA of Poecilia reticulata (guppy), 1362 nucleotides long. RefSeq names its product chromobox protein homolog 1-like. Gene Ontology annotation, cellular component: nucleus. The record is from RefSeq and is a predicted model, not a curated record. NCBI's taxonomy places the organism in Eukaryota, Metazoa, Chordata, Actinopteri, Cyprinodontiformes, Poeciliidae.
CACCAAAAACACUCAAACAUUACCUUACAGAACAUUCAGUUUGUUACAGUUUUCGGUUUUUAUGCUUGAUGUGUAUUUUGCAAUUAUUAAUGAGUUAUCACUGUGGUAGAUUAGCCACCGCUGCUAUUAGCCAUGCUAACACAUCGGUGGUUGAUUAGUUAAUUUAAACACCUGCUUCACUGAUGAUCUGUCAGUUUGUGUGUAUUUUGCCUUUUUUAUUUUUAAGCUGAACCAAAACACACCUUAUUCCACAGCACAUCUAUAUGUUAAGUUUGUCAACUGACCUACUUCCUUCUCCCUCGCUAUUUUUUUCUUAGUUAAAACUUAUUUCUCACCUUGUUAUCUAGUCAUAGUGUAGACAGUUCAUAGCAAAAUACUGCAUCACAUUUUACAUGAGCUUACAUUUAAGUCUAGCAGAGAAAUGGGACCAGGAACUAUGUCGUCUAUCGUGAUAUAGUAAAAAUAUAUCAGGAUAUUAGAUUUUCCUCAUAUCCCCCAGCCCUAAUUUCAACUACAUGAACCGAGGAAAUUCCCACAACACCUUUAGCAGGUCAACAGUAGAUCAGUGAUCUACUGUUGACCUGCUAAAGUUUUGUGAUGUAGAACAGUGGUUCUACAUCACAAAACUUGCAUGUUUUCUGUUGUCUACAAAAAGUCCUCUUCAGACGUCAAACUGGCGACCGUAGCAAAGAAGAGCAAGAAGGCUGAGGAUGAGGAGCAGCCGGCGGCCCCUGCCCCAGCAGCUGCAGCGGCAACUGUCACCGCGGCAACAGAGGAAGCACCUCCGGUAGAAGCAGCAGCAGCUCCAGCCGCAGCGGCAGCUCCUGCAGAGGAGGAGGAAGAAGAGGAGUAUGUGGUAGAAAAGGUUCUGGACCGCCGUGUGGUGCGGGGCAAAGUCGAGUUUCUGCUGAAAUGGAAAGGCUUUUCAGACGAGGACAACACAUGGGAGCCGGAAGAAAACUUGGACUGUCCUGACCUGAUUGCAGAGUACAUGCAGAAACACAAAGAGAGGGAGGAGAAGAAGAAGGAGAGUAAGAGGAAAGCUUCCAGCGAGGCGUCUGGAGAUGCAGAGGAGCGGGCCAGCAAGAAGAAAAAGGAGGAGGGGGACAAGGCCAGAGGUUUUGGCAGAGGCCUGCAGCCUGAGAGGAUUAUUGGAGCCACCGACUCCAGCGGAGAGCUGAUGUUUCUAAUGAAGUGGAAGAACUCUGACGAGGCGGACCUCGUACCGGCCAAAGAAGCCAACGUUAAAUGUCCGCAGGUAGUGAUCUCUUUUUACGAGGAACGCCUCACAUGGCACUCUUACCCCACAGAAGAAGAGGAAAAGAAGGAGGAGGAAAAAAAGGACUAGUGGAUGAGAGGAGG